AGAGGACUAGGGAGUAGCAUUGCCUUUCAAGAGCUCCGUGUAAAUUGUAAUAUAUUUAAUAAUUUGGAUUUGACAUCCAUUAUUGCUCAAUUGCAAUUUUUCGAAUCUGAACGAUGACCGACAAUCCUGUAUCCGAAGAUUUGUUUAGAGCAAUUCAAGACAAUGAUUUGGUCAAAGCACGCACGAUUCUGGCAAAACAAGAUGGCGUCGACCAUUCCAGCUUCAGCUCUAUAGAUGUGCAAGAUUCAGACGGCUGGAGCGCUUUAAUGUUCGCAGUCCGACAAAACAAUGUCGAAAUAACACGGGAAAUAAUCAAACGCAGAGCGAACACAACUCUCAGAAACAACCAAGGGCAAACAGCAUUCGACAUAGCAAGGCAUUUUAAGUCGAGAGCAGCAAUAAAUUUACUAAAUUCACAAAAACCUUUAACAUCGGUCAAAUACCCGACGGUGAACUACUUUAGCCACGCGCCUUUGAACCGACGUGCGGACAAACGAAAAGACACAACAUGGCUGAACGAACAGAUGAAAAACCCAAAGUCAAAAUACGUCGUAUUUAGCAAAUUAAAACCACUAGCAGCAAAACUAUCCGGUGAGAAACGAUUUCGUUUGGCGGUAUUGAGUUACGAGAAAUUGUGCAGUAUUCUUGGAAAGGACAAGGAACGGCUAAAAAACAUUGUAUUUCUUGGAAUCGAGGAGAGUUUGACAAAAAAUGAUGACGAAGAGGCGAUUGAUGAUUUCGCAUGGUUUGCUGUUGAUAUUGGUAGGAUCAACGAUGCCUCGUCGAAAUUCUUGGAAGCCUUUCCAGGAACGGAAUACCUGGAGCCCCGACCGGGGUUUUUGCAAGUCCACAUAGAAGAUGCGACGAUCUUGGCCCAAGCACGGCCGAUACUUGAGUGGCAUCAGUUUAACAGAUUCUGCCCAAGAUGCGGAAAUGCUGUGUCUAUGGACGAAGGCGGUUACAAGCAGAGUUGUUCAAAUAAUGAAUGUGAUUCAAAUAAAAGAAUCCUUAAUGUGAGCUACCCUCGCAUGGAUCCGGUUGGUAUCAUGUUAGUCGUAUCCCAAGAUGGCACAGAGUGUUUGCUGGGUCGUAAACCAGUCUUUCCAGCGGGGAUGUAUUCCUGUCUUGCGGGAUACAUGGAACCAGGGGAGUCAAUUGAGGAUGCCGUGAGACGCGAGGUGCUUGAAGAAAGCGGUAUCCACGUGGGUCUCGUCGAGUACCAUUCCUCUCAGUUCUGGCCGUACCCUACGCAGCUUAUGAUUGGCUGCCUAGCUCAUGCCACCACAGACAGGAUAAUCGUGGAUAAAGAGGAACUCGAGGAUGCGCAAUGGUUCAGUAUGGAUAGUGUAAGACGCGCGAGUAACCGUGUUGUUGAUCAUUCAAAGCCACCAUCCUUGUGGUUCCCGCCCAGACAGGCAAUCGCAAGACAGUUGAUUGAACAUUGGUUAGAUUCUGGCUCAUCAAGGUUAUAGAUGAAACCCUUGUUCUCCAAGAUUGUAGGUUAUUAUAAUUCCUGAGACAGUUUGAAAUCACAUACAGUGACAUACAAUUGUGACAAAAUAUAUUCAGAAGCAUGUUCAAAGGCACAGUGAAGCCUUUUGAGUGAUGGUUAAUUAACUAAAACGCAUAACCACCUUAAUCAAUAAAAAAUUAACUAUGGAAAUUCAAGCAUAAUUAAUGAUUGCCGAACACAAUGUUUUUCUCAUUCAAAAUGUUAAAAACAUUUAAUUAUUUAGCUUAAAUUAUGCUUAAUUGCUUUCCCUAGUUAAUUUCCCAUGGUGGUAAUCGUUCGACGUUUGACUCCAUCAUUUAAAAGGCUGACCAGUGUCUUUCAACAAAUGCAGAAUAAAAACUACAAGAGCAAACCUUAUUUUAAAAUUGCGCCUUGUUUGCUUCAUUUGUUCUAUCAAGCAACUUUUUCAUUACUCACCUCAGAUAUACAUUGAGUUUACUUCAAUAGUGCGUCACUUAUGCUUUUCUUACAAGCACGAGACAAACGCACGAUAGCCCCUUUAAGUAGAACAACUGACAGCUUAUUACGUUUCAACUUCUACGAUAUUCGAAUUUUAGAAACAAUGCCAGCACCACUACAGAGUUCGUUACUAGCCUGGGCCCAUUUUGAAAACACGCUCCGGCCUUAUUUUGCAACAUUAAUCAUGUACAAUCUUUAUAUAUAUUUGAUUUGUAUAUGGAGUUAAAUUGUUAGAAAUAUAAUAAAUUA
This is a messenger RNA of Dendronephthya gigantea, 2221 nucleotides long. Its product is annotated as peroxisomal NADH pyrophosphatase NUDT12-like. Gene Ontology annotation, biological process: NAD+ catabolic process; NADP+ catabolic process. Gene Ontology annotation, molecular function: protein binding; NADH pyrophosphatase activity; metal ion binding. The transcript is spliced from 3 exons. The coding region runs from base 114 to 1472 and encodes 452 amino acids. The record is from RefSeq and is a predicted model, not a curated record. Lineage: Eukaryota; Metazoa; Cnidaria; Anthozoa; Malacalcyonacea; Nephtheidae. Gene Ontology annotation, cellular component: cytosol.